This is a messenger RNA of Nothoprocta perdicaria, 3781 nucleotides long. It is a transcript of the gene BAG5, whose product is annotated as BCL2 associated athanogene 5. Gene Ontology annotation, cellular component: membrane; cytoplasm; nucleus. The record is from RefSeq and is a predicted model, not a curated record. Lineage: Eukaryota; Metazoa; Chordata; Aves; Tinamiformes; Tinamidae. The coding region runs from base 45 to 1397 and encodes 450 amino acids. Gene Ontology annotation, molecular function: protein-folding chaperone binding; adenyl-nucleotide exchange factor activity. Gene Ontology annotation, biological process: protein stabilization; negative regulation of protein ubiquitination; regulation of inclusion body assembly. The transcript has 2 exons.
CCGCGCGGCCGAGCAGCUCCAGCGAAGGCGGCUGCGGGAAGAGCAUGGACAUGGGUAACCAACACCCCGCCAUCAAACGGUUGCACGAAAUACAGAAGGAGGUCAAGGAGAUCGAGCAGCAGGUUGCCGUCUUCAGCGGUUUGCCGUCCGACAAGGAUUACAAGAAUUUGGAAAGGAGACUCACUAAGCAGCUCUUUGAAAUCGACUCUGUGGACACGGAAGGGAAAGGGGAUGUUCAGCAAGCCAGGAAGCGCGCGGCGCAGGAAACGGAGAGGCUGCUCAAGGAGCUGGAGCAAAUCGCCAACCAUCCCCGCAGGCUGGAAAUAGAGGCUAUCUUCAAGGAAGCGCAGAUGCUCGUGGAGCGUGAGAUUACCCCCUUCUACAAAGGAGGCAACCUCAUAAGCGAGGAGUUUGAGGAGGGCAUUCAGGACGUCAUAUUGAGGCUCACUCAGGUGAAAACUGGGGGGAAAAUCUCCUUACGCAAAGCGAGGUAUCGCACUCUGACCAAAGUAUGUGCCGUUCAGGAGAUUAUAGAAAGCUGUGUAAAGCAGCAACUGUCGCUGCCACUCUCUAAUGAUGCGCAUCCCUCUGUCUCCAAAAUUAACUCUGUGAUGUGCGAUGUGAACAAAGCUAGAGGAACCCUCAUUGCCCUGCUAAUGGGAGUGAAUAGUAAUGAUACCUGCAGGCACUUGUCCUGUGUGCUCACAGGCUUGAUCGCUGAUUUGGAUGCUUUAGAUGUCUGUGGUCGCACGGAAAUAAGAAAUUACAGAAAGGAAGUAGUUGAAGAGAUCAAUAAGCUACAGAAGUACCUGGACUCGGAAGAGGAAGCAAAGUCUACUCAUGCUUAUGAUUUGGCCCAAAAUCAGUCCAUUCUUAAAAUAGAAGAAAUCCGCAAGAAAAUGAAGGAAGUUAAUUCACUGCUUUUAAAAACAGAGAACGCUUCUGACUUGUAUUUGGGAUCCAAAGCAGAACUGCAGGGAUUAAUUGCCCAGUUAGAUGAAGUCAGUCCAGAGAAAAACCCGUGUAUUAGAGAAGCCAGGAGAAGAGCAGUAAUAGAAGUGCAAACUCUCAUAACCUAUAUUGAUUUAAAGGAAGCACUUGGAAAAAGGCAAAUAUAUCGUGAGCAAACAGCUGCUGAACAUCAGUCUCAUAAAGCAGUUUGGAGCAUUCUUGGAAACUUGUCUCAAAUUCAGCAGGAGGUGAUUUCAUUUGAUGGAAACAGAACGGAUAAAAAUUACAUGAGACUGGAGGAGCUUCUCACAAAGCAACUUCUAGCACUUGACGCUGUUGAUCCGCAAGGUGAUGAGCGUGUUAAGGCUGCCAGAAAGCAAGCAGUAAAGCUUGCACAGAAUAUUCUCUACUAUCUGGACAUGAAAACAGAUGAAUGGGAGUACUGAAGCAGCAGGAGAUACCUUUCUUUUUGCCUCUGGCACUUUCUGCAGACUGAUAGUCCCGCUGAUAGCCAGCACGUGGCUGAAGGUGGUGGUGUGUGUUUGCUUAAACCGUGGCGAUUGCAUAAGAGUUUGGCUUGGCCGUAUGUCUGCUCUCCCACGCACUUACCCACUUGCCAUGGCAACUGUCAGGACAGUCUUCAGCAAUUCUGGUCAUUGCCAUCAAGCAAAGAAGUGCGAUUCUYGUAAGGAAUAACUUAAUCCCGGAUCAGACAGCUUCUCUCUGUUUUUUGUUGUGAAAAUCCGGUGCAGUGUUUAGAGAAUGCAGCUCUUGCAAAGACGCAGGGACUUCCUUAUGGGACAAGACUGGCAAAACUGCUUGAGGAAGAGUGGAUGUGAAAAUGAGCGUUUAAGCAUAAGGCUGCAUCCAGCAAGUUCAGAGAAGUCUUGGUGUGCUCUUAAUGUGUUGUUGAGGGGGAAAGUAUUAAAUGCAAGAAAAAAAAAUUGCUGACUUUUGCAUCAUACUUUAUUCCAUCCAGCACAGCUUUCUGGGUUUUUAGCUUUCUUAGCAGAACUAUAAUGCCUACUUCACAUUAGCUUUUGCACAAGCAAAGCCUAUUAUACCUGGUUUUGUGGUUAUGUCUGUUUUGUCCCCUUCUGUUUGCAAAUCCACUUUUUUUUUUCUCCCUUGUCUUGAUGGAUCCUCCCUCAAAUUCUUGCUUUGAGGUAAAUGAGACCUGAAGAGGAAAAUCUGAUUACAUAAACAGGACUUUUUUGGGCUUAAACCRUCGAAAACUGCACUGAACUUUCUAUAGUGACUAAUUAGAUGUCUUUUUAAACUCCGCUGUUAGAUCUGUUUUUGACUAACCUUUUAACAUUUGAUGAAAAAAAUAGUCUCCCUGAUACGAAUGAGCAUUUCGGAAUUAUUUUUAUAAAAUUAGGUAGCUAUAAAAAUGUCCCUAAUGACUUAAAUGUGUGUUACAUAUUUCAUAAGGUCAGGUGUGGCUUCAAGCACGGCUUGCACAGGACCUGUGGCAGAUGUCUCUCUUAGUAACUCAUGACUUAAUUGUUYAGUAGCUUAGUAAAUAAGCUUGCUUAUACUGCUGGGUAGGUCUCCCGUUUUAUUUGUGGCUGCUAAUAUCGAUAACAUUUCUGCAACAGCACGUUCUUUGGCUUUUUUGGGAGCAUGGCAUUAAAAUGAAGGAGCAAAUCCAUAUAUAUUUAGUCAUGGAUAUUUUGCAUUUAAGUCUUUCAUUUUGAAUUUAUAAAUACUGUGGUGUAGAUGAUGAUUUCCACUACUGUAAGGAGUAUAAACAAUUUUGGAUGCUAAAUUAAAACUAUUUUUAGAUAUAUUUGUAAUUGCUUAGAGGAGAUAAUACUUUCUAUGAGAGACAAGUGCCUUUAUGACACCACUGACUUGCACCCCAUAUCUAGACAUAGAAGCUGUUGACUAAUGUUGAUGGAGCUAUAAUCUCUACCUGCUAGAUUUAUCCUAUAUGUAAUUCUACUACGAUAUAUGCCAAGUUAACAUAAUACAAUAGGUGACAGUUCUUCGGAGACUCAACAAACAGUCACCAAUUUGGAAAAUCCUGGUUCUUUUUGAAAAUGAACGUAUUGAUGUGCAGAUUGGGGACUUUGCGCAAGCCUUUUUUUGCCUGUUACUACAAGAAAAGGAGAAUAUUCAGUCUGUAAUGGGCUUUCAGGUGUUGAUACACGGCUGUGUAACUUCAGAGUAUGAAAAUAUUUCUGUUUGUGUUUGUAUUUCUAGAGAGGCCCACAUUUCUAGAAAGGCCAAUGUGUAAGGUUAGUGUAAUUUUGAUUAACUUAAUAGAGUUCAGUAGCAGUCUGUCAUGUGGGUUAAGCUUUUUUGUUUCCAUUAUUCUGCAGUCUAAUCAAUUGAGCAUUUAAAAUUUAUGGUAAAACGCUCAUCUGGAAUGGGAUUAAUUUGCAGUUUUUGCAUGAAUGAAAAUAGUAAACUAAAUAGGCUAAAACAAAAGAAUGUGGAUAUUUAGAGAAAACUUGCUUUUGGACUGAAUGUAAUUUUCCUGUUUCGUAUCCAAAAACUGAGGGGCACACAACUCUCUUCUUUCUGAUGUGGUAGGCUAAAAUAGUUGGCAAACUGUAAAUGGACCAAGUUGCAAAAGCCUGCUUUUUAGUACAAGAAUUAAAGAUAUAUUAACUUUUUGUGGGCUGUGUGAUAUGCCUUGGAGCAAAAGAAAUGAGUGGGUAUUUUUGAGAGAGGUAGUUGUACAUCAAGAUUUAUUGUUAAUUGUUCUGCUUUUUGAAGUAGUUUGUUAGUGUUUUUAUUGUUUACCACUCAAAAUGUUCUUUCUGUUACAGCUGCAAACUUUGUUACGGGUGAAAACUUCUGUUCAAUAUGGAAAUUAUUG